CCGCGAUGAUACGACGACAAGUGGUACUAUAGCACCAAUCAUCUUGCAGCAACGACUGCCAACGAGGCGACAAGAAUCGAGAUCCGACAACAAUGAGGCAACAUGGAACGCCUUCUUCCAGUUAUGCGUUUCGGCUCAUCAUCGAUGGCUGCAACGGCCCGAUUCGGUUUCGGGAACACCAGCUGAGGCGAGUAGCGGCGCCGGGAGCGGAAGGAAACAGACACCAUCCAAAACCGGAGGAAAAACAGGAGGAAGAGCAAGAAACCUAUGACGAAGACGCGGACGGGAACCCAUCCGGAGCUUCCCCGGAAGGGGCCGAACACACAGGCAGCGAGGAAGACGGUGAGAUUCUUUCGUUUCUGUGCCCCGAGUCCAUCGCUGAGGGAUGGAAGUUUCUGCAACGCGAGCGAAAGUCGCAAACGGAUAAGAAGAAGAACCGAUCACACCGCGGAAAGAAACGGGCUAAGGGCAAACCCAAGGGGCACCGAAACACAGUAAAAACGAACUUAGGAUGCGUCGAAGGGGACAACAAAAACAACGAUUGCUGGCAUCAGAUGGAAUCUUCGAAUCGAAUGGACAUGGUGCCCCUCCUGCACAAAUUGUUGGAUUCUUCGUCGGGURGAGACUGCGACAGAAGUUGUUGCUUCGAAUCCGCAACAGUGAUCUUCGACGGGGUCUCUAUCACGAAACGGCCAUCGGUCCCCGGAGCCAAACAUGGCACAGGAGAAGACGACAACGACAAUGACCAGAGCGAAAUCCGAGAAGAACGAGUUUGGAACGUAUAUAGCAAUACCUCUGCCUCCCCGAGAAUUAAGGGGAAUGGAACCAACGGAAUCGACAAAAGCCCGCUCACGGUAGAGGUCACGGGGCUCUUCGACGAAGCGGACAACGUCAUCGUUGAUCGAAUCCAGGAAUGCGCAGCCGUCCGAGCCCAACGGAGAUGUGAAGAAKCAGGCGAAUCCUCCCCAAAUAGGAUUCGAAAUGUUGGGGCUUGCAACUCACGCAUCCACAUAAUCCGUCGGACGGACCGUGGAGCGGGUAAGAACAGAACGGCUUUCCGCCACCUUGGGCUACUACGGCCGGACAGCGUAGCCUGUGUCUUCGACCUGCUGUGCGCUGUUGAUAGCACCGGCAACAACGGCACCGUGGCAUCGGAGWCAAAAGAAAAGAACUACUCAAGCCUGUCUCAGUUUCACUCCCUCGCCCUAGACGGCGAUCGGACGCUCCGAUCGCUCCGGCAGAACAAUCCUGGAAACGUCUUUCUAUGCAUUGACGAGCCCCAGGAGGUCGAACACGAGGACGUAUUUGCUGAGGGUAGCAGCGAACGCAUCGGGGAAAUCGUCCUGCCGAUUGUGGCCACGGACGACAUCUUUUUGCGGCAACGGAUCGUAAAGGAGGGAGGAUACGUCAUGACCUUUCACCAGCUGUGGCUGUUGCUCCUGGAUGCAUGACGGUAGCAACAGCUUCAACCGUGAACAAAACGCAAGGCCUAGGCAGACGAAAACACAGUGCUUUUCCCCGGGGCAAUUGAUUCCGGAGAGCACUUCAAUAUAAAAAUGAAACUGGUAC
This is a messenger RNA of Pseudo-nitzschia multistriata, 1569 nucleotides long. NCBI's taxonomy places the organism in Eukaryota, Bacillariophyta, Bacillariophyceae, Bacillariales, Bacillariaceae. The record is from the annotation of a GenBank genome assembly.